GAAAUAAUCAGUGCGGUGUCCAAUAUACACUGGACAUGUCGCUUGACCCGGCUCGUGAUAAGUAAAACAAAUAAAACUGAGAAAAUGACUUUGUUAUUGUUAUUCGUUUCAAGUUUUGCGGCUAUUACAAUUAGUUUGGCUGAUAACCCAUGUAACCCGAGGUAUAUACAGGGUGAAUCGGUGGUGUGCGUUUGCAACUUCACAUAUUGUGAUGACCUGGUGCGAGAUGAACCGGCCAAAGGCACUUUUAUCACUUACACAUCUUCUAAGGAUGGACUUCGCUUCAAAAAGAAAGUGGGGUUCGUGCAAAAAUCCAAGACAACAUUAGAAGACCAGGACCCAGAAUCUGAAUGUCGCGAGGACCUUCACCACAUGACCAUGGAGUUGGAGACGAGGUUCCAGUCCAUCGAGGGCUUCGGAGGAGCCGUGACCGACGCCGCCGGCAUCAACUGGUUGAAGCUGACCGAUGACUUCUUGAGGGCACAGCUGAUCCAGUCAUACUUCGGUUCUUCCGGCAUCGAGUAUACCUUCAUCAGGACGCCUAUCGGUAGCUGUGACUUCUCCACGCGUCCCUACGCGUUCAACGAGCUGCCUGAAAACGACACGAUGCUCACCAACUUCACACUGGCUCCUGAAGACUUUCAGUACAAGAUACCAAUGAUCCAGGCCUGCAUGAAGGCUGCAAGUGUCCCCGUCAAGGUGGUGGCGACGACGUGGUCCCCCCCUCGCUGGAUGAAGACCCGGGACGCCUGGGGCGGCUACAGCCGGCUGCGGCCCCAGUACUUGCAGACUUACGCCGACUACCAUCUCAAAUUUAUCAAAAAGUAUGCAGAACAGGGCAUUCCCAUCUGGGCUAUCACCACCACCAACGAGCCCAUGAACGGCCUGGUGCCGCUCCUCAAGAUCAACUCCAUGGGCUGGACUCCAGGACUUAUGGGAAAAUACAUAGCGGAACAUCUUGGCCCAACCAUACGAAAUUCCAGUUUCAAUUCGACCAAGAUUUUGGCUGUGGAUGACCAGAGAUACACCAUUCCAUUUUGGUUUAAUCGGGCUGCCUCAGACAACCCAGAAGUGCUGAAGUACGUGGACGGGGUCGGCGUGCACUGGUACGGAGACUUCCUGACCCCCGCGGCCGUGCUCAAGGAAGUCUACAAGAAGCAUCCCGACAAGUUCCUACUGGGCACUGAGGCCAGCGCAGGAUAUUUACCGUACGACAAGAGCGUCAUCCUGGGCUCCUGGCGAAGAGCUGAAGACUACGUCUCUAACAUCAUUGAGAAUCUGAACCACAUGUACGUGGGGUGGAUCGACUGGAACCUGUGCCUGGACCCGGCGGGGGGGCCCAACUGGAUCCGCAACAACGUGGACUCCGCUAUCAUCGUCAACAGCAAUGGCACAGAGUUCCUAAAGCAGCCGAUGUUCUACGGCAUCGGGCACUUCUCCAAGUUCCUGCCGCCAGGGUCCCGGCGGGUGGAGGCGCGGGUGGCGGGGUGCGGGCUGGAGGGGGUCGCCUUCCUCACCCCGAGGAAUACCGUCGUGGCUGUGCUCCUAAAUCGGGGCAAAGCAAGAAGACUUCUCCUGCAAAUAGAAGAUAAAGAGGCGGCCUUAUCGCUAGAAGCGAAGUCCUUCACCACGGUGGAGAUGAGUCAAGAGGACGCGUGAAUCACUGCUGCUUAACGGACUCAACUGAAUAAUCACUAUAUUGCUGAACAAUCACAAUUUGUUCUAUACUUACUGCGUUUCACGAAAGAUGACCUAAAAUCGACACACAUAAUUUUAUUGUCAAAGUACCUUUAGCUCGUGAGGCGAAUAUAAAGUGUCUGAACUUGA
This is a messenger RNA of Plutella xylostella (diamondback moth), 1827 nucleotides long. Its product is annotated as lysosomal acid glucosylceramidase. Gene Ontology annotation, molecular function: glucosylceramidase activity. NCBI's taxonomy places the organism in Eukaryota, Metazoa, Arthropoda, Insecta, Lepidoptera, Plutellidae. Gene Ontology annotation, biological process: glucosylceramide catabolic process. The record is from RefSeq and is a predicted model, not a curated record.